CAAGAAUGUGCUAAUCAGCUGUUUUGCCGUUGUUUAUAAACAAAAAUCAGUCGUUCACGUUAGACGCAUAUAAAACUCAACAUUUUAUUUAUCGGAGGAAACAUUUCAAAUGAAAGCCAUUGUGCAAAGAGUAACCGCAGCUAAAGUUGCCGUUGGUGACGAAUUAAUCAGUUCUAUUGGACGUGGUCUAUGUGUGCUAGUUGGCAUAACACACUCGGAUACAGAAAAGGAUGUCGAAUAUCUAGUUCGUAAGCUACUUGCGUUACGCUUAUUCGAAGAUACUGCGGGUAAACGUUGGCAGAAAAGUGUUAAAGAUGAGCAGCUAGAAAUACUGUGCGUUUCACAGUUUACACUCUAUCAUCGGCUCAAAGGAAACAAACCAGAUUUUCAUUUAGCUAUGCAAGGUGACGCAGCGCAAAAUUUGUAUGGUAAAUUCUUAAAACGUUUAGGAAAAGAUUAUGAUGAAACAAAAAUAAAAGAUGGUCGAUUUGGCGCUUACAUGCAAGUCCAUAUACAAAACGAUGGCCCUGUCACUGUCGAAUUGGAAUCACCCGUGGUGGAUCCGAAAUCUAGUAAGCAACUUGACAGUACAAGUAAUAAUUCCGCAGACGUAAAACACUCUGACUGCGAUUCUACGGAAGUUGAUAAAUAAAAGCGAAAAAAGGAAAAUAAUA
This is a messenger RNA of Ceratitis capitata (Mediterranean fruit fly), 674 nucleotides long. It is a transcript of the gene Dtd, whose product is annotated as D-aminoacyl-tRNA deacylase. Gene Ontology annotation, molecular function: D-tyrosyl-tRNA(Tyr) deacylase activity. The transcript has 4 exons. Gene Ontology annotation, biological process: tRNA metabolic process. Gene Ontology annotation, cellular component: cytoplasm. Lineage: Eukaryota; Metazoa; Arthropoda; Insecta; Diptera; Tephritidae. Bases 110 to 652 code for a protein of 180 amino acids. The record is from RefSeq and is a predicted model, not a curated record.